Messenger RNA from Aplosporella prunicola CBS 121167, 2271 nucleotides. RefSeq lists its product as uncharacterized. Gene Ontology annotation, molecular function: clathrin binding. Lineage: Eukaryota; Fungi; Ascomycota; Dothideomycetes; Botryosphaeriales; Aplosporellaceae. The coding region runs from base 1 to 2271 and encodes 756 amino acids. The transcript has 7 exons. The record is from RefSeq and is a predicted model, not a curated record. Gene Ontology annotation, cellular component: membrane coat. Gene Ontology annotation, biological process: intracellular protein transport; vesicle-mediated transport.
AUGGCAGUCAACAGGCUGAGCCGCGCCUUUGCGGCGCCUAGGAAGGGAGAAACAUUUGAGUUGCGCGCCGGCCUGGUGUCGCAGUAUGCCUACGAACGGAAAGAGGCGAUCCAAAAGACCAUCAUGUCCAUGACUCUGGGCAAGGAUGUGUCCGCCCUGUUCCCCGACGUCUUAAAGAACAUCGCGACGGCGGAUCUGGACCAGAAGAAGCUCGUUUACCUAUAUCUCAUGAAUUAUGCUAAAUCACACCCCGAUCUCUGUAUCCUCGCUGUUAACACAUUCGUCCAAGACUCCGAAGACCCCAACCCCUUGGUCCGCGCGCUUGCUAUAAGAACAAUGGGCUGUAUACGAGUGGAUAAAAUGGUGGAUUACAUGGAAGAGCCGCUGCGGAAGACGUUACGGGACGAGUCUCCCUACGUGCGGAAGACGGCCGUUCUUUGCGUGGCGAAGCUCUUCGACUUGAACCCGACCAUGUGCGUCGAGAACGGCUUCCUCGAGACGCUGCAGGAACUCAUUGGCGACCCCAACCCGAUGGUCGUUGCGAACUCGGUCACCGCGUUGGUCGAGAUCAAUGACUCGGCGCCGGAAAUGAACGUCUUCGAGAUCACUCCGGCCAGGCUGAAGAAGAUGCUGAUGGCCUUGAACGAAUGCACGGAGUGGGGCCGCGUCAAGAUCUUGACAACGCUGGCGGACUACAGAGCUACGGAUGUUAAGGAGGCAGAACAUAUUUGUGAGAGGGUGGUUCCCCAAUUCCAGCACGUCAACCCCAGUGUUGUUCUUGCGGCGGUCAAGGUGGUCUUCCUCCACAUGAAGUACAUCGGACCGGAGCUGGCCAAGUCGUAUAACAAGAAGAUGGCCCCUCCGCUUGUUACGCUUGUAUCAUCGGCUCCGGAAGUCCAGUACGUCGCUCUGCGCAACAUCGACCUUUUGCUCCAGAAGCAGCCCGAUAUCCUCAGCAAGGAGAUGCGCGUCUUCUUCUGCAAGUACAACGACCCCCCAUACCUGAAGCUCGAGAAGCUCGAGAUCAUGGUCCGGAUAGCGAACGACCGCAACGUAGACCAGCUCCUUGCCGAACUGAAGGAAUACGCCAUGGAAGUCGAUAUGGAUUUCGUCAAGCGCGCGGUCAAGGCCAUUGGCCAAGUCGCCAUCAAGAUCGAGAGCUCCACCGAGAAGUGUGUCAACACGCUCCUCGCUCUCAUCGAGACCAAGGUCAACUACGUUGUGCAGGAAGCGGUCGUGGUUCUGAAGGAUAUCUUCCGGAAGUACCCCGGUUACGAAGGCAUAAUACCCACGCUCUGCCAGUGCAUUGAUGAAUUGGACGAGCCCAACGCGAGAGCGUCGCUCAUUUGGAUUGUCGGCGAGUAUGCGGAGAAGAUCAGCAACGCCGGCGAGAUAUUAGCAGGCUUUGUGGAGGGUUUCAACGAGGAGUUCACUCAGACGCAACUGCAGAUUCUCACGGCGGUGGUCAAGCUUUUCUUGAAGAAGCCCGACCAGUCGCAAGGUUUGGUGCAAAAGGUUCUCCAGGCUGCAACGGCCGAGAACGACAACCCAGACAUCAGAGACAGGGCAUACGUCUACUGGCGGUUGUUGUCUAGCGACCCGCAAAUCACAAAGAACGUUGUUCUGUCGAACAAGCCGCCAAUCACGUCGACAAUCCACUCUCUGCCCCCCGCGCUGCUCGACCAGCUUCUGACGGAGCUCUCAACGCUGGCAUCAGUGUACCACAAGUUGCCCGAGACGUUCCUCGGCCAAGGACGCUUCGGCGCCGAAGCCAUGCAAAAGGCAGCCAUCGAAGAGCAGCGACAAAACGCGCGCGAGAACCCGAUCGCCGCAGCGGCCGCGGCGGCAGCCGUGUCAGGUGGCCCGGCCCCGCCGCAAUCCAACGUCGAGAACCUGCUGGACAUUGACUUUGACGGGGCGGCGCCGGCGUCGCUGCAGCAGCAGCCGACGGGCGGCGCGAGCGGGCUCGAGGGCCUGGCGGGCACGCCGCGCGGCGCGUCGCCGGCUGUGGCGAGCGCGCCCUCGAACAACAUGGACGAUCUGAUGGGCUUGUUUGGCGGGGCGCCGGGCGGGCCGGCCCCUGCGCCUGUGCAGAAUGGUAACGGUGCCGGCAGUGCCGGUGGCGGCGGCGCGCAGGACCUGAUGAACGGGUUUGCGGGCCUGGAUAUGGGCGCUGGGAACCAGCCGGCGCCGGCGCAGGAGCAGCUGGGUGGGCAGGGGCAGGCGCAGCAGCCGAAGAGCGCGAGUAACGAGUUGUUGGACUUGAUUUGA